UACUGGGAUGGGUUCAGCACUACGAGAGCGGUACGAUCGGUUGGACGAGCUCGUCAUGCGGAAGAUGCCACGCUCGCAUGGACGAAGUAUAUUGAGCACUGUGUAUAACUUCCCAGAACUCGACAGCUGGAGGGAGGACAUGGAAGACAUACAUGAUCAGAGUAUGCAAGCUGAACAGAAGAACACCGUUGGAGAGGAGGUGCACCUCCGGCCCAAGGGUCUUCGACGCAACACGUUUUGACAUCCCUGCAACCCUGCAUCCUGGCUCGUAUCGUCGCAUGGAGUUCAAUGGCCCCGCGGCCGCAAC
This is a messenger RNA of Fomitopsis serialis, 307 nucleotides long. RefSeq lists its product as uncharacterized. The transcript has 3 exons. The coding region runs from base 8 to 241 and encodes 77 amino acids. The record is from RefSeq and is a predicted model, not a curated record. NCBI's taxonomy places the organism in Eukaryota, Fungi, Basidiomycota, Agaricomycetes, Polyporales, Fomitopsidaceae.